Messenger RNA from Cynocephalus volans (Philippine flying lemur), 3254 nucleotides. It is a transcript of the gene SDC2, whose product is annotated as syndecan 2. Gene Ontology annotation, biological process: cell migration; dendrite morphogenesis. Gene Ontology annotation, cellular component: cell surface; membrane. NCBI's taxonomy places the organism in Eukaryota, Metazoa, Chordata, Mammalia, Dermoptera, Cynocephalidae. Bases 501 to 1106 code for a protein of 201 amino acids. The transcript is spliced from 5 exons. The record is from RefSeq and is a predicted model, not a curated record.
GCGGCGGAGCCACUAGCGGCGCUCGGACGCGCCUCUCUCCAGAUACUCCGGGAGCUCCAGCCGCGCGGCUCGCGCGCCCCACCGCUCUGCCCCCAAACUUCAGCUGCUGCUCCAUUUCAAGCCAUCGAAUUGAUUCUUUAGGAUUAGAGACUGAACCGCGACACGGGGAAGGUGUCCGCGGAGGAGUAAAACCACAGCAACGGCAAGAAGAGCUCCAAAGAGCAGCCUCAUCGGAGCCCCAACUCGGUGUCUGGAGUGCCGAAACCAACAAGUGAGAAGGCGCCGCGUUCCCGGGGCGCAGCUGCGGGCGGCGGGAGCAGGCGCAGGAGGAGGAAGCGAGCACCCCCGAGCCUCGAAUCCGAGCCCCCGAGUCCGAGACGCGGUCGCUGCGGCUGCUUCGCUUCGGAUCCUUCUGCUCGGGCUACGCCGAGCGCGGGGCAGGAGGCUACGUUUCGUCCUCUCUGCAAGCGGCGGCUGGGAGCAGCCUGUCCCGGGGGAAUAUGCGGCGCGCGUGGAUCUUGCUCACCUUGGGCUUGGUGGCCUGCGUGUCGGCGGAGUCGAGAGCAGAGCUGACAUCGGAUAAAGAUAUGUACCUUGACAACAGUUCUGUUGAAGAAGCUUCGGGAUUGUACCCUAUUGAUGACGAUGACUAUGCUUCUGCAUCUGGCUCGGGCACUGAUGAGGACGUAGAGAGUCCAGAGCUGACGACAUCUAGACCCCUUCCAAAGAUACCAUUCACUAGUGCUGCUCCAAAAGUGGAAACCACGACGCCGAAGAUACAGAACAAGCUACCUGCUCAGACGAAGUCACCUGAAGAAAUUGAUAAGGACAAAGUUCACCUCUCUGACUCAGAAAGGAAAAUGGAUCCAGCUGAAGAAGAUACAAAUGUAUAUACUGAGAAACACUCAGACAAUCUGUUUAAAAGAACAGAAGUCCUAGCAGCCGUCAUUGCUGGUGGAGUUAUCGGCUUCCUUUUCGCAAUUUUCCUUAUCCUGCUGUUGGUAUAUCGCAUGAGAAAGAAGGAUGAAGGAAGCUAUGACCUUGGAGAGCGAAAACCAUCCAGUGCUGCUUAUCAGAAGGCCCCUACUAAGGAGUUUUAUGCAUAAAACUCCCACUUAGUGUCUCUAUUUAUGAGAUCACUGAACUUUUCAAAAUAAAGCUUUUGCAUAGAAUAAUGAAGAUCUUUGUUUUUUGUUUUUUUCAUUAAAGGGCCAUUCUGGCAUUUAAUGAUAAAAUCCCAUUGUAUUUAAAACUUUUCAUGUAUUUCUUUAGAACAACAUAAAAUUUAACAUCUGCAGUGUUCUGUGAAUAGCAGUGGCAAAAUACUAUGUUAUAAAGACCCUUGAUGUUCAUGGAAUUGGUUUAAACUUUUAUGCGCAAAUACAAAAUGAUUGUUUUUAUUUUACGGUUCGAAGAUGAAACCUGUUUCAUUUGUGUCAGCAUGUCUCAGAUUGACCUUACCAAGUUGAUCUUACUUUGUUAAUUUAUCUGUUGUCCCCCUCUUCUCUGAUCUCUUUUCUUGUGCCCUUAAAAACAAAACCAAAUCCUAUGCCUUUUGUAGCUGUCAUGGUGCAAUUUGUCUUUGGAUAAUUCAGAUAAUGGUAAUUUAGUGUAUAUGUGAUUUUCAAAUAUGUAAACUUUAACCUCCGCUUUGUAUAAAUCUUUAAGUGUCAGACUAUCCAUUUUACACUUGCUUUAUUUUUCAUUACCUGUAGCUUCGGGCAGAUUUGCAACAGCAAAUUAAUGUGUAAAAUCGGAUUAUUACUACAAAACUGUUUAGUCAUAUCUGUCUAAUCAGAUCUUCCUUUGGGAGGAUUUGAUGUGAGUUACUGACAAGCCUCAGCAAACCCAAAGAUGCUAACAGUAUUUUAAGAAGUUGCUGCAAAUUCCUUUGGCCACUGUAUUUGUUAAUUUCUUGCAAUUUGAAGGUACGAGUAGGGGUUUAAAGAAAAAUCAGUUUUUGUUCUUAAAAAUGCAUUUAAGUUGUAAAUGUCUUUUUAAGCCUUUGAAGUGCCUAUGAUUCUAUGUAACUCGUCGCAGACUGGUGUUGAGUAUAUAUAACAGUUUAAAAAAAGUUGGUAUUUUAUAAGCACAGACAAUUCUAAUGGUAACUUUUGUAGUCUUACAAAUAGACAUAAGUUGUAAUUUGGGAACAUAAAAACUACUGAAUAAAUCAUGUGGCCUAAUAUUGAAAAUGUCACUGUUAUAAAUUUUGUACAUUUCGAUCAAAUGUACAUCUCCCCCUUGCUAACGACUGUCUGCUUGUAAGGAUGAUGUGGGUUUGAUUUCCAAGUGUUCCACAGUGUCUGUAAAUCAAGACCAAAGAGCCAAUGAAUGAGGCUGUUUAUUACCAGAUUCGUUUCUGAAUUGGCUAGAGGAAAUCUGAAUGCAUUGUCUUGUGUGUGUCUGGGUACAGGUAUUGGAAGGCUGCCAGGGAAUUUCAAAGUUUGUAACCUUUAUAGGAUAGCUGAUGGCGAUAUUGAGACAGGUGCCUGUGUUUGCAAAUAACUUUUAAGACUAUAAAUUCCAAAGAAUUGAAGGGGGCUUUCCCGAAAGUCCAUAUGUAAGGCUUAGUCCUGCAGAUUGAUUGAUUUACCUUUGAAACUGUGCUCCAAAUCUCUCCUGAAGCUUAACUGAAGAACUAAUAGAUGGAAUGCCAUAGCUCACAUCAAGGGGAAAGAGGGAAAGGUAGGGAGGAUUGUGUAGGACUGAAGUUGCUGGAAAGUGUUGCCUAAGGAGAUGGAGGUAUGAGGGUACCCUGGCUGGGUACUUACGGUACUGAACAUCUCCUUUUUCUAUUUUACCAUUAAUUUUGUUUUAAACUGUGAGCCACUGAAGUAAGAAGAAGACAGCAAAAACAGCAACUUUUCCAAUGUAGAGUUUACUUUUAAUAAAGUAUGAAUACUUCAUUUAGAGAACAUUCCCUGGAAUUGCCACAGAACAUUAAAAAAAAAAAAAAAUCAAGCAACACUUGGAACUGUUUACUUAAAUCCUUAAUGGCCUUAAUUCUCAAAUUCCUGCCCCAUCACGUACAGAACCAAUUCAAUUUAGAGUGAUUAAAAAGAAAUGAUAGCACCUUCUAAAGCUGCACAGUGUCCCUCCAUUACAGAGGUUAAGACUGUAGUGGGUAUACCUCUGUGCAAAGCAGAGUGAGAUUCAAUUCGUAGAAUAACCACUGCUUGGAAUAUCCGUGCCAGGAAAAGAAAAUUUCUGGCAAAUAUUUUGUCACUGCUGUAAAGCAAAAUAUUUGUUAA